Messenger RNA from Branchiostoma floridae (Florida lancelet), 1786 nucleotides. RefSeq names its product putative ferric-chelate reductase 1. The record is from RefSeq and is a predicted model, not a curated record. Bases 177 to 794 code for a protein of 205 amino acids. Gene Ontology annotation, molecular function: oxidoreductase activity, acting on metal ions. The transcript is spliced from 6 exons. NCBI's taxonomy places the organism in Eukaryota, Metazoa, Chordata, Leptocardii, Amphioxiformes, Branchiostomatidae.
GUGUGUCCACAGAUAUCGAAGGACAACCUAACUGCACCAGCUGCAGAUUGGUGAUAAAAUCCAAGAGGUCAACGUCCGAAAGGAAGUUCACCGGCACCUUUACCCCCACCCUCGUCGACCGAGGGAACAAAAAAAAUGAAAAAGACGUAUUGCCAGCCACUGGAAAACUUCAAGAGAUGGCAUUCUCCAUUGCAGUCGUCAUCACCCUGGCUGUCACCAUGUCGGCCUCCGUUGUUGAGGGGUAUCCUGAGGGCGCUCCUGCCAGCGCCUGUGCGGAGAUGUUCCCGAACCACCUGAUGAGCCAUGACAACGCCAGUCUGCCUGACGAGCGGUACAGCUCACAGAACAUCUCCUCCGCGCCUUACGUCAUCACUGCAGCCACGCAGAGCAACGGAAAGGUCAAAGUGUCCCUGAGAGUUACCGAUGGGUACUGGGAGGGGUUCUUCCUCCAGGCCCGUCUGCAGGGCACCGCCACUCCGGUGGGCAUGUGGGAGGGGCUUCCAGCCAACACUCAGACCAGGAACUGUCCGGGCGGAAACAAGAACGCCGUCACUCACACGUCCGAGGCGAAGGUCUCCACUUUGGACGCUACAUGGACUCCCCCUAGCACACCGGCCAAUAUGACAGUCGUCUUCCGAGGGACUUUUGUCAAGGAAUUCGAAGAUUUCUGGGUCGGUCUGGAGUCAGAUCCUCUGUCUGUGAACGCCUAUGUGAGCGCCGGAGUGCCUCUUGGAUCCUUGACUACCGUCGUGCUGGGCACCGCCCUGCUGGCAACCUUCGCCUGCAUGAUCUGAGAAUCCUCCACACCUGUAUACGCCGCUUCUGACAGCAGUAUGUUCAGAUAGAUCGUUUUAAGUUAUGCUGAUUAGCGAGGUUUAAAGAGAUACAGUAUUGGAUGACAUAGCAUCUGACUUAAGUAUUGACUUGGUAUUUCACUGAAGCUGCGGCACGUUGGCUGUGUCCUAAGCUGGAUUUGUGUUACCCUUGACUUUGUAAUGGCAAUACAAAGUAAAAGGUAACGUUACAAGAAAUCCUACGAACACAAUAACACAGAGAAAGCGUAAAAAGAUGCAAUUUGUUUAGCACUCGGUCGUAGUUAUGUUGCCAGCGUAUCACAGGUUCAGGGAGAUACCUGCGGCCGACACCUGCAAAGCACCCUACUCAAUAGAUGUUUGGGGUUUUACUCUCUUUGCUCCACAUAGUCUGGGAUGACGUCGAUGUAUUUAAAGCCAUAUGCGUGUACUUAUGAGGUGAUGGUAAUCUUGUGUCAUUAGAGAGAUUGGAUCGGUAAAUUAAUCAUUGCUGCUCUGCAUCGUUAAGAUACAUGGAAUCAAAAACUUAUCAGAGGUAAAAUGACAUUUUAGAUUGAUGCCACUAUAGUACAAGAUCAUAUUCCACCAUCAACAUCAAUUUCCCGAAUCCAGGUGGUUCUUUAGGAAAACCAGAAAAACACAAUAAUGCAAAAACCAUACGUUACUACAGUUAGCACGUUUUAAUCUUACUUUAUUUAAAGUAUGAAGGAAUAUGUUAAGUUACAUUUUGCUAUGCGUUUAAGGUGACAUUUGCUCAUAGAGGAAAUUAUGUUAAUCAUUGUAUCAUGCACUAUCAAAGCGUAAGAGAUACAUGUAAAACAUUACGUAAAUACAAUGUAUGUAGUAACUAAUGCUACAUUUAAAAUGCUACUGUACUUUGGUAUCUUUGGUAUCACAAUCAGCAUCAUGAAUAGUUUGCAUGUGACGAAAAAUCACGAUUCAUUCAUUCAAUAAAUUUCAAUCUAUAAGGUGAA